Molecule: messenger RNA, 1420 nt
Organism: Onthophagus taurus
Lineage: Eukaryota; Metazoa; Arthropoda; Insecta; Coleoptera; Scarabaeidae
Source: RefSeq, a predicted model, not a curated record
AUGGUUGUAUCACCUAGUCAUCAUAUUUGGAACGAAGCUUUAGUGGAUGUAAAUCCUCUUCUGGAAUCUAUGGAUGGAAAUUUUAUAAAAGAAAUAUCUCAAGAUUCAACCUUAUUAGCAGUUCUUGCACCUUGGAAAUACACACCAUUCAUGUGCAGAUAUUGUUUUGAAUCAGAGGAAUUCAAAAAGAUCUUAAACUACCCAAAAGAUUUUUUUGAUCUUUUAGUAUUCGAUGUUACUUUCGCGCACUGUUUCUUUCCUCUAAUCGAUUAUUUCGGGAAACCACCAGUAAUUGGAAUCACAGCUUUUGGAAUGCAACCUUACAUAAGCGAUAUAAUCGGACAAAGAAUAGAAUCUUACUCACCAUAUUAUAAUUUACCUUACACAAACAAAAUGACGUUUUUUGAGAGAUUUUAUAGCGUGAUUCAUCAAAAAGUUGAACUUUUAAGUAAAUGGUAUUAUUUAGAAGAAGUUACUGAAGAAUCGAAAAGAUUUUUUGGUAAAAACAUUCUCAAUUUAGAUGAAUACGAAAAAAGUAUUUCUUUAAUAUUUAGUAACGACGAUCCAAUAAUGGAUUAUCCGAAAGCUUUCCCGCCUAAUGUAAUCCCCAUCGGCGGGGUUCAUUUAAAAGAACCUAAAAAGCUCGAAGGUGAUCUCCAAAAAAUUAUGGACGAUUCUAAAAAUGGAGUGAUUUUAGUUUCGAUGGGUUCUAAUUUUAAAGCCGAUCAUUACAGUGAUGAUGUUAAAUCAGCCUUAAUCGAAGCGUUCUCUAGGUUAAAAUUAACAAUUUUAUGGAAAUUUGAAGAUGAAUUAAAAGUUUCGAAAAAUGUUUAUUUAAGAAGAUGGCUCCCUCAAAGAGAUAUUUUAGCCCAUCCAAACACAAAACUUUUUAUAACUCAUUGUGGUGGACUUAGUACUCAAGAAACUAUCGUUAGAGGCGUCCCGGUUGUUGGUAUUCCUUUAUUUAUGGAUCAAUACAAUAAAGCAGCUAAAUUUAAAGCGACAAAAAGUGGGAUAAUUUUGAAAUAUUCCGAAUUAACUGCCGAUAUUAUUUUCGAUGGUGUUAACGAAGUUUUAUCGAAUCCAGAAUAUAAGGAGAAUAUGAUGAGGUUGUCAAAUUUGUAUAAAAAUCAACCGCAAAAACCGAUUGAUAAAUUUUUGAUUUGGGUUGAUUACGUUUUGAAAAAUGGUCAUUUGGAUCAUCUUUCGGUUUCAGCGAGGUAUAUGAAGUGGUACCAAGUAGAUAAUUGGGAUAUUUUCGGGUUUUGUUUAGUAAUUCUUUUUGUUACUUUGUAUGUUUUUAAGAAAGUUUGUUGUUUUGUAUCAAAAUGUUUUAAGAGAAAUAGUUCGGGGAAACAAAAAAUGCAUUAGAUUUAUUGUUAUUUAAUGUUGUAAUUUUUGUAAUAAAAAUUACAAACAU